Loa loa (African eye worm) is the source of this 1314-nucleotide messenger RNA. RefSeq lists its product as hypothetical. The record is from RefSeq and is a predicted model, not a curated record. Bases 1 to 1314 code for a protein of 437 amino acids. NCBI's taxonomy places the organism in Eukaryota, Metazoa, Nematoda, Chromadorea, Rhabditida, Onchocercidae. The transcript is spliced from 10 exons.
AUGGAUGACGCUUGGCGACAUGUUUUUCAGUAUUUUACCACUCAUGAACGGAUUCGUUAUGAGCGCGUAUCAACUAAGUGGAUGGAACUUUUACAAGAAUACUGGAAAAAAUUAGACACGGUGAAUACGGAUAAGUUAUGCAUCGAUGUAUGCUUUGAUCAUUGGUCCGAUUGUGUCCGAGCUGUAUUAGUCCGAUGUUCGCCUAACAUAACAUCAUUCAGUUUCGGUCGUAACUGUCAGGGAACUCGCCAUCGAAGUAUAAAGAAGCAGUUACUUCCCGAUGUUCUCGUUGAACUGUCGAAAAAAGCUCCAUUGCUCAAAUCAUUUCGUGUUGAAGACUGCUUUCUCCAUGAAGAUUCUAUGAGUCUACUACAGAAAUUAUCACCUACGCUUAAGGUAUUUUGCCUAGAACACUGUGUAAUUGACUUCAGCGAUUCGCACUUUGCCAAUUCAUGUUUUUUAUCGCUCCUCGAUCACUGUUCUACACUUGAAGAAUUUGUCAUCACGGGUCAUGAUUCCUGUUACAGUUAUUUGUACAUCGAUGAUGACUUCAUGGAGCAUAUACCGCCAACAGUGUCUAUUCUGUGCAUAUCUGCCGGUGAAGCGCUUAAAAUUAGGAAUGCUAAUUUUGUCUCCAGACUUAAAAAGCUACGCUUAUUUGAUGCCCAAUAUUCAUUUCUGAGCCUCAAACCACUCCAGGAUUUAGUACACCAUGCGCCCAAUUUAUUAUAUCUCGAUUUAUCCAAUUCUCGAUUUAUAACAGAUUUUUCACCAAUUGGGGAAUUGUCGAAGCUUAGAUGUUUAUUAUUAAAUGGUAAUCGCAUUCAUUUGAAAAAUGAGCAACUGAGUGCCAUUAUCAAUGGUUGUACAUUACUGGAAGUGUUGUCGUUGAAAAGAUGCUCCAAACUAAGCAACGAAGACUUGAAAAUAAUCAGUAAAUGUGCAACCUUGAAGGAGCUGCAUUUAGCUGGUGUAACAGGUAUGACGGACGAUACUCUGAUUUGUAUUGCUUUUGGUGUCCCAUUACUGAAGAUAUUGGAUAUCAGUUAUUGCAAUUCGUUGACGUCAAAAGGGCUGGAAAGUUUGGCUAUGCUACAAAAACUCGAUCAUCUCUGCUCUAACGGAAUCUACGAUUUCGAUGAUAAUUUAGUAGAUAUGAUCCGUAAAUGUCGACCUCAUUGCGUCAUAGAAGCAUUUCAUUGUCGAUAUUCGAUGAGUACUAAUGAACUGUUUCAAAUGGCAUUUUUGAAGCCGAUGGUAGAGCCCGAGUCUGUGAGAAGUACCUACCAGACAUCUCGUUAUCACUAUAUUUGA